Aureobasidium musti is the source of this 1214-nucleotide messenger RNA. The record is from the annotation of a GenBank genome assembly. NCBI's taxonomy places the organism in Eukaryota, Fungi, Ascomycota, Dothideomycetes, Dothideales, Saccotheciaceae.
CAAUGGCCGCCAGCACGAUCGCUACCACCACGACGCUCGCGGGCGAGCAGUCACCCACACUCCGAGUCAACAUGAAGAGCUCUAGCGACCCGGCACCGCAAAAGCAACAGGACCAGGAUGACCAAUUCUUCUGGUCUUACACGGAGGAACCUCACCGUUCGCGCCGCAUGGCCAUUAUCAAGGCUCAUCCUGAGGUAGUUGCUGCUCCUGGUUGGCANGUGCUCAAACUGUGCGGACCCGAACCUUUGACGAUUCCCCUUGUCCUCGCAGUGGUAGGCCUCCAAUGCACAUGUGCCUACCUCCUCAGCAACACUCCUUUCUGGUCCUGGCGAUUCUGGCUCACCGCCUACAUCAUUGGUGCCACUGCCAACCAGAACCUUUUCCUGGCCAUCCAUGAAAUCUCGCACAACCUUGCAUUCAAAUCUGGUCUAGCGAACCGACUCUUCGCUAUCGUCGCCAACCUGCCCAUCGGUAUUCCAUACUCGGCCUCUUUCAGAGUAUGUCGGCUUCCAAUACUUCUUUCAAAGGCAGCACUGACUCCUCCUAGNCCCUACCACUUGACCCAUCACAAAUCACUCGGCGUCGAUGGCCUCGACACCGACUUGCCUACCGCUCUUGAGGCCUUCUUCCUCGACUCCAUUGCCGGCAAGGCCUUCUUCUGCACCUUCCAGAUUCUGUUCUACGCUCUACGACCUAUGAUGGUCUACCAGAUCCCUCUGACCAAGAUUCAUGCUCUCAACAUUGCUGUCCAGCUUCUCUUCGAUUAUGUCCUUAUUCAGGCAUGGGGAGGCAAAGCAGUUGGAUACUUCAUCUUGAGCAGUUUCCUAGCCGGAUCUUUGCACCCUGUGGCUGGUCACUUUAUUGCAGAGCACUACGUCUUCGACCGCGCCUCCCUCGAGAACAAGCAGGCGCGCGAUCCCAAACAACGCAUUCCGGUCCCUGAGACUUUCUCCUACUAUGGACCUCUCAACCUUUUGACCUACAACGUUGGGCUGCACAACGAGCACCACGACUUCCCCGCUAUUCCUUGGACCAGACUCUGGAAGGUCAACGAGAUUGCUAAGGAAUUCUACCAGGACCUGCCCUACCAUCGUAGCUGGGUUGGUGUCAUCUGGCAAUUCAUCAUGGACAAGGAAGUCGGCAUGUGGUGUAGAGUCAAGCGCAAGGAAGGCGGAAGAAAAGUUGGUGGCUGGAAGGAAGAGGAGAUCCAAAGC